Messenger RNA from Brassica rapa (field mustard), 4051 nucleotides. RefSeq names its product UDP-glycosyltransferase 73D1. The record is from RefSeq and is a predicted model, not a curated record. Gene Ontology annotation, molecular function: UDP-glucosyltransferase activity. NCBI's taxonomy places the organism in Eukaryota, Viridiplantae, Streptophyta, Magnoliopsida, Brassicales, Brassicaceae.
AGUUACACUAUAAUAGAGUUACUCUAUUUUUGUGUAAAUUAUAGAGGAAAAAAUAGAGUGCCCUUGGAGAUGGUCUAAGUAAGUUGCGGUUCUUGGUUUUGAUUCUUAGUAACUACAAUCUUUUUCCUUUUUCCUUGUUUUAAAAUUUGUUCCGGCCUAAAUUUUUUUUAAGCUUCCGGCCUAAUUUUUUUUUUACAAUUUUCAGGGCCGGGCCUGAGACAUAUUUAAAAAAAACUUCUGAGACAUAUAAUUAAACUCAAAAACAAGAGUUAAAAGAAAAUGGUCUUGAUAAUCUCCUUCAUUCCACCUUGAGUUUGAGAUAGCCGAUGAUUAUUUACCUUCCUAUCAUAAGAUCUUUUUGGAAAUAACGUUUACCAAUUCAUUAACUUCAAACUACGCCAAAAUCGCAAUAAUGAUUGGUAACUGCGAAUGUUUAAAAUGACAUUAUUCUACAAACUCGAUCAAGAAAAUAGUUAAGACUUUGUUUCGUUUCUCUUCAAUUUUAAGUCGGCAUGAACUAAGAUAUAUAUAUAUAUAUGUUGAUUAAAUGAAAUUCAUCUUUGUUAAAGAAUAUCUCUUGAACACUCUUUUGAUAAACUACAUCACAAAAACAUAUAAAUUAAACGAUGUGAUGAUCAUAGAAAAUCUACCUUUAGCCUUUAGGCAGGGUCAAAAUCUAACGGCCCCAACAGCCUUUAGAUUUAUGUACAAGUAAUCUCAUCUUUUCAGAUACGCUCAUUGACUUCUUAUUUUAGCCAGAUGCUUUAGACAAGCGUACUUUUCUUUAACACCCAUAUUAUAAACAACAAUUAUAUAAAAUGAAAAUUUUGUUUCUAUUAAGUCACCUUUUCGUAAAUACUGAAAUUUCCAUUUAUAAAAUAAAAAUUAAUUAACACUAAAAGUGUAUAUGCGUAUAUACGUCGUUCGUUGGUUAAUAAGAACUUCAAUUACCUCAUAUACUUCUUGAUAACGUGACGUAGCUCACCAUUGUCAUGGUAUAAUGACUAGUUCACUACCGUCAUCGAUCAAAAUUUAAAACAAUGAUGAUGCGUAAUUGGUUCUCUAAGCAACAGUUUUCUUAUGAUUUAUUCAAAGUCAAUAUACAGCUUUCGAAGACUUACCAAUUAAAUAAGAUCUAUCACAAGAUGCAUUCACACAUUUACGUAUAUAAUAUAUAUAUACAUAUUACACUUUUGUUGUCUAUCCUCUCUACAUCCCUAUAUGUAUCUUUACUUAUAAGCUUUUGCUAAACCCAAAAAAUGGAAACUAAAAUGGUUUCAAAAGCCAAAAGACUUCACUUUGUUCUGAUCCCUCUCAUGGCUCAAGGGCAUCUGAUUCCCAUGGUUGAUAUCUCCAAGCUUCUUGCGCGACAAGGCAUCAUUGUUACCAUAAUUUCAACACCUCAAAAUGCUUCUAGGUUUGAGAAGACACUUGAUAGGGCGAGAUCGGAGUCAAAUCUCGAGAUCAACGUUGUAAAAUUUCCUUUUGCUUACAAAGAGUUCGGUCUUCCCAAAAAUUGUGAGACUCUUGACACUUUGCCCUCCAAAGACCUCCUACGAAAAUUCUAUGACGCUGUGGAUAAACUUCAGGAGCCAUUAGAAAUGUUUCUUGAGGGACAAGAAACCCCUCCAAGUUGCAUAAUCUCCGAUAAAUGCUUUUCUUGGACGUCAACAACUGCUAAAAGGUUCAAAAUCCCCAGGAUUGUGUUCCAUGGAAUGUGUUGUUUCUCUCUAUUGAGUUCGCACAACGUCCAUCUUCAUAGCCCACACCUCUCGGUUACUUCAGACUUAGAGCCUUUUUCUAUACCAGGAAUGCCACAUAUGGUCGAGAUAGCUAGAGCUCAGUUACCUGGUGCCUUUCAGAAGUUAGCAAAUAUGGAUGAUGUUAGAGAGAAGAUGCGUGAAGCUGAAUCAGAAGCCUUUGGGGUGAUUGUUAAUAGCUUCCAAGAACUGGAGCCUGGCUAUGCAGAGGCUUACGCUGAAGCCAUCAAGAAGAAGGUAUGGUUAGUUGGACCCGUUUCUUUAUGUAACGAUCGUAUGGUGGACUUGUUUGAUAGAGGAAACAACUGUAACAUAGCUAUAAGCGAGACAGAAUGCUUGAAGUUUCUUGAUUCGAUGAGACCAAGGUCAGUAAUAUAUGUUUGUCUAGGUAGCCUCUGUAGGCUAAUUCCUAAUCAAUUGAUACAGCUAGGGUUAGGGUUAGAAGAAUCUGGUAAGCCCUUUAUUUGGGUGGUCAAGACGGAGGAAAAACACAUGAAUGAGAUAAAUGAAUGGAUGAAACGCGAAAUGUUCGAAGAGAGAGUUAGUGGAAGAGGGAUAGUGAUAAAGGGUUGGAGUCCUCAGGCUAUGAUACUUUCACAUGGCUCUACUGGAGGGUUCUUGACGCAUUGCGGUUGGAACUCAACGAUCGAAGGGAUAUGUUUUGGUGUACCAAUGAUCACAUGGCCAUUGUUUGCUGAACAGUUUCUCAAUGAGAAACUUGUUGUGGAGGUAUUAAAGGUUGGGGUUAGGGUUGGGGUGGAGAUCCCGGUGAGAUGGGGAGACGAGGAAAGACUUGGAGUGUUGGUCAAGAAACAUAAUGUUGUGAAAGCUAUAAAGCUUUUGAUGGACGAAGAUUGUCAGCAUGCAACUGAAGAUGAUGAUGAUAGUGAAUUCUUGAGACGUAGGACACGUAUUCAAGAACUUGCAGUAAUGGCGAGAAAGGCUGUGGAACUGAAAGGAUCUUCGAGUAGUAAUGUUUCAUCCUUAAUCCAAGAUGUCUUAGACCAAUUGAGUCUCGAAUAGAACAGUCUAAGUUAUUAUAUAAUAACGAAAGGACAUCUUGAUCUUGUUUAGAACAAGAAAAGUUGCAAUAUUGCUACAUGAAAAUGUUCAGAAGUAAGAUAUUUAUUUUCUAACAUAUAUUUUAGAACUAUUAUUUACGAAAUGAUUUUUCGCAUUCGAGCUCUCACGUUAUAAGUUAAAUCGGUAAAUAUUGUUUAUACCCUUAAUGAAUAAAAUAUAUAAAUUAGUUAAAAUAAUAACGAAUUUGAAUUUUUUUUAAAUAAUAUAAGUGGUUAAAAUUAAUAAUAAGAACUAUCAAAAAUAUAAAUAUAUUUUAAAAUAAAAAGAGAAUUCCUAUAAAUAUGUGUUGUUAUUUAAAAUAUAUAUUUUAAUAAAAAAAAUUCAAAAACACAAAACACAAAACAAAGUAUUAACGAAGUAAAAUUCUUAUUUUUAUAUAAUUGAAAGAUAAUAUUGAGUGAUUUCUAAGACUAAUUUAUUAGUGAUGAAUAUAGUAUACAAAGAAAUUUUUAAAAAUUAUAAUACGUAAUAAUUUUCAAAAGAAAACAUAAACCAUAAUUUAUCAUUAUCAUCUCUUAAUUAAUAACUAGAGAUUGAUUCGCGCAUCCACGCAUGUAUUGGUUCUUACAUUUUUACACAUUAAUAUUUAUUUUUUAUAAUUAGAAUUAUAUAUUUUAGAUGAGUUGUAAUAUAACUAAUUGUUUUCAAAAGACUUGGACCGAAUCAGAUAAUAUGGUUAUUUUUGGUACAAAUAUUCAAAACAAUUUGAUACAUUUAUUAUUUAGAUAUUUUUAGGUUCAUAUACAUCAGAACCAUACUCAUCCAGACCCAUAGAAGGACUCAACUCAAAACCCACACAUAAAUUUAUAAUAUUCAAGCUAGGCCUAAUUUCAAACAAAAAAAAUUAUAUCCGGAAAAAACAACCCAUACCUAAAUAAUAGUCAAUGUUCAUGCCUAACUGAUUUUAUAAACUAAUAAAAAAAGACUUUUUUAUGUAUUUGACUAAAUUAAGUGAAAUAAAAAGAGUUUUUUUAUUUAGUAAUGUAAUUAUAUUGAGUGAAAAGUUAAGUGACAGUAAAUGUAAUAUAUUUUUAUUAUUUUGGUUUAAAUUAUUAUUUUAUUCACAAAAACAUGUCUUUGAAUUAUGUUUUUAGCUACGCAAUCUUCCACUGAUUGAAACUAAAAUAAUUGUUUUUAGUAAAACAAACUAAAUCAAACGUUUAAUCACAUGCAAAAUUCAGUUAUUUUACAUUUUUGAUUUCAUAAUU